AUGGAAUUGGUGGUAGGUGCUUCAGAAGCUACCAUGAAAUCUCUCCUGGGCAAGCUGGGUGGCCUUCUUGCCCAGGAGUAUACUCUGAUCAGGGGGGUUCGUCGUGACAUCCAGUACAUCACCGAUGAGCUUUCCAGUAUGCAGGCCUUCCUUCGUGACCUUAGCAGUGCACCCGAUGGCCAAGACAGCCGGAUGAAGGACUGGAUGAAGCAAAUCCGUGACAUCGCCUACGACUGUGAAGACUGCAUAGAUAACUUUGCUCACCGCCUCCCUGAUGAUUCCUUCAGUGAUGUCAGGUGUUCCUUCAUAGCCCUAAGAAUAAAUGAAAUCUUGUCAUGGUGGCCACGCCGUGCAAUUGCUUCCAAUAUUGCAGACCUCAAGGUACGGGCGCAACAAAUUGCUGAAAGACGCAGUAGAUACGGAGUGAACAACCCAAGCAAUGCCAAUGGCAGCAGCUCUGGAGCUCGUGCUGCUACAUAUGACAUUGCUGAGCAUCAGCUUGCUAGCCGUCAGCUGAUCGGUAUGAAGGAUCCUGUGGGGUUGAUGACUGACAUGGAGAGUCUUGAGAAGUGGGUAAACAAACCUGAUGCAGGGCGGGCAGUUCUGUCCAUUGUCGGAUUUGGGGGUGUGGGGAAGACCACUAUUGCCACAGCACUGUACCGCAAAGUCAGUAAUAUAUUUGACUGCCGGGCAUUUGUUACUGUGUCCCAGAAUUAUGACCAGGAUGCAGUCCUCAAGAGUAUGCUGAAUCAAGUCAUGCCACAGGACAGAGGUCAUGAGCAGCAUGGCACUGGGAUAGAAAACUUGGAGGAGAAGAACCUAGCCGCACAGAUUAGAAGCAGAUUGAAGCGAACUGUGCCACUGACCAGAGUCUACAGUCUGCAAGGCAAUUACAGGAGUUCUGAGACCAAGCAAAUCAGGCCAGAAACAAUGGACCAUGAUCAACUUGUUGAAGAACUGAAAAGGCGCCUGACUGAAAAGAGGUAUCUCCUCUUAAUUGACGAUAUAUGGUCUGCAAAAACAUGGGAGAGUAUCAGGAUUUGUUUGCCAGAAAAUAAUAAAGGCAGUAGAAUAAUAGUGACAACAAGAUUUCAGGCUGUUGGUGCGACGUGCUCGCAAAGAGACGGAAUUGAUCUUCUGCAUACAGUUGAUUUUCUCAAUGUUGAUGACUCGAAGAGGUUGUUUGAUCAAAGUGUUUCUGAAUCCCGAAGCAACAGACAUGGCGAGAAAGUGGAGGACCAAGUCCCUGAGGAGAUAUGGAAAAUAUGUGGGGGGUUGCCUCUGGCCAUAGUCACCAUUGCUGGUCUUGUCGCUUGCAAUCCAAGUAAGAGUGAAGUUUGUAAAUCACUAUUUCCUGCAGUAGAUCGUCUUACUCUGGAUGGUGUUUCGAGGAUACUUGAUUGUUGCUACAAUGAUUUGCCUGGAGAUCUCAAGACCUGCACAUUGUAUUUGAGCAUAUUUCCAAAGGGUUGGAAAAUUAGCAGGAAGCGUUUGACCCGACGAUGGAUAGCUGAAGGUUUUGUUAGUGAGAAGCAAGGUUUGACGGAGGAGGAAGUUGCAGAAACCUACUUUAAUCAGCUCAUGAGAAGGAAGAUAAUACGCCCUGUGGAGCACUGCAGCGAUGGGAAGGUAAAAACCUUUCAAGUUCAUGACAUGGUUCUUGAAUACAUCGUAUCCAAGUCAAGUGAAGAGAAUUUUAUUACUGUUGUUGGUGGCCACUGGAUGAUGCCAGCACCUAGAAAUAAAGUCCGUAGGCUAUCCAUGCAGAGCAGUGGUUCCAAGCAUGGAACUUCAACCAAAGGCAUAAACUUGUGUCAGGUGAGGUCACUGACUGUUUUUGGGGGUCUGAACCAACUGCCUUUCCGUUCAUUCAACAAUGGAAUAAUACAAGUGCUUGAUCUUGAGGGCUGGAAGGGUUUGAAAGAAAAACAUUUGAAUGACAUAUGUAAGAUGCUAGUACUGAAGUAUUUAAGCCUACGGCAAACGGAGAUUGCUAAAAUUCCCUCAAAUAUUGGGAAGCUCGAGUAUUUAGAAACUCUGGACAUAAGGGAGACGAAUGUUGGAGAGCUGCCUAGAUCUGUAGGACAGCUUAAACGGAUUAGCAGCAUACUUGGUGGGAAUAAGAACCCACAGAAGGGGUUGAGGCUGCCUCAGGAGAAAGGUAAGGACCCAAGAAAAAGUAUGUUGCCACAGGAGAAAAGAAAGGACGGAAUGAAAGCACUCCGUGUACUGUCUGGGAUUGAGAUUGUUGGGGAAUCAACAGCUGUAGCAGGCCUUCAUCAGUUGACGGGGCUAAGGAAGCUUGCUAUUUACAAACUUAGCAUACAGAAGGACGGUGACACUUUCAAAGAACUACGAUCAUCUAUUGAGUACCUUUGUAGUUGUGGUCUGCAGAUUCUUGCAAUCAACGACGAGAGCUCAGAUUUUAUCAACUCAUUGGACUCCAUGUCUUCACCUCCAAUAUACCUCAUCGCCCUUGAGCUAUCUGGAAAGUUGGAAAGGCCCCCGCAGUGGAUCUCAAAGCUCCACUCUCUCAAUAAGUUAACCCUAUCUGUGACAGUUCUCCGGACUGAUAGUCUAGAGCUCCUCCGCACUCUAUCUUCGUUGUUUUCUCUUACCUUUUCACUGAGUGCAGCAAAACAGGAUCAGGAGAUAGAGGACAUUCUUGAGAAGAAUAAGGCACAAUCGGAUGGAGAAAUCUUUAUUCCAUUCGGAUUCCCGAGCCUUAAGUUGCUUCGCUUAUUCACACCUCUUGUACCAAAGAUGGGCUUUUCUGAAAAUGCAAUGCCAGCACUUGAGAUUAUUGAGAUGCGAUUUGAAGCCUUUGAAGGUCUACUUGGCAUUGACACCCUUGAAAAACUCCAAGAGGUGCAUCUCAGAGUUAAUGAUCAAACAGACGAAAUAACCGAGCUCCUAGUAGAGGAUUUGAAGAAUAACAGCAAUGGACUGAAGGUAAUUGUUGAUCAUAUCGUCACGGCUUGA
This is a messenger RNA of Miscanthus lutarioriparius, 2982 nucleotides long. Lineage: Eukaryota; Viridiplantae; Streptophyta; Magnoliopsida; Poales; Poaceae. The record is from the annotation of a GenBank genome assembly.